This is a messenger RNA of Penaeus vannamei (Pacific white shrimp), 1828 nucleotides long. RefSeq lists its product as uncharacterized. The record is from RefSeq and is a predicted model, not a curated record. NCBI's taxonomy places the organism in Eukaryota, Metazoa, Arthropoda, Malacostraca, Decapoda, Penaeidae.
GUCAUGAUUUCAAAUCACCUUGGGACAAUGGAUCGCGAAAAUUCGCCUCUGCGCAAGUUAAAGUUGGUCACAUUGGUACUGAUACUUGCAACUGUUGCGAAAACAGGAUCCUGUAAUCUCAGCUAGUUUAACCCUUUCCUUGUAACAUUUAGAAAGUUUCAUAAUGACCACUUGCAAUAGUUUUAAAAUAAAACGAAUUCCAGUACAUCAGCUGACGAAAUACUUUCAGCAAGUUUUACAAGUCAUAGUAAUACAGAACCCAAUAGGUUUGCUGCAUAACCUCUACUAUAAUAGAUAAUUAAAUAAAUAAGUUGAUAAUACCACUUUUGAACCACUUUUAAUAGACAUGGAAUGCAGGAGACGGAGUGAAUAUGUCUCAUCUAAAAGGGGGUCUUAUCACGCUAGAAUAAAUCAUCACAUACAUUGUACAGUCCAAACUCUAUUUUUUCCUCGCUCUUCACACAAUGUACAACGUUCUCUGUGCCCUAUAUAAACACUUCCUAUCAAGGUCUUGCUUCCUAUUACCAUUUGAGCGCGAAGUUUAAAUCCGCGAUCGAGGAUGUAAACAUUGAGGAUGGCAGACGACGCUGGUCACUCGCUGGUCGCUGUUUUUGCUCUAUUUUUUGGCCUCUGCAAUGGAGGAGAGAAGGUGGAGGGCCUCGGAGAGAUUGGGGACUUGACGAUGGCUUGGAGGAUGAGAGGAAAUAAGUGGUUUUGGGAGGGUGGAGGGGAAUGAGGGUGAGAAUUUAGCCCUGGAGGAUGAGCAAAGUUUUUCAGAGAAGAUGCUUGGAUUAAAGAUCUUUUAUGCCACGUAUUUAUAGGCAAGAAACCAACACGAGGAAAACCGUAACACCAGAUGGAAGAUCAGUUCUUUCACUUCGCCAUUAUUAACUGGUCAGUUUUGGGUACCCAAAGUAGGUCCUCCUCGCAAAUGCCCAGCGGCCAUAGGACCUGCCCAAUGGAACCCCCACCUUCAAAGGUCUACAGGGACAUCAGAAAUAACUUCACUAACCCCGAGAUGGCACCCAAGAACAGGAUACGGCCUCCAUCUAAGUUGGAAUGUAUGCCAGUGAUUCUCUUGGAGUUCAACUAUAUAUCUGAGGCCAUGGAAGGAUUGCUGAUCAGGAACCACAUAUUUAUCUACAAAGUUUGCCUUCAUGAGGAAGACAUAUCCCCAACAAGAUAGAAAGUGGAGAGCUCGCAAUACAAUGGUAGAAACAGCAGCGAUGUUGACUUGUUGUACUAGGGCCAUUUUGAUUGCGUCAUUACUGCUUUAGUGACCUGUUGUUAAUAUCCCUAAUGAGUGUUACCUGGAGGAUCUGGAUGUUCAGUCUCCAUGACUUUGUUGGCAGCUGAGCUAGAUUGUUGGCAACUUUUAGGGAGGAAAUAUUCGGGACAUAAAUGCUUCGUCAAGUUCUCCUGGGUGCAGGUGUCCACAUGUAAGCAGCCAGGGAGACCGUUCUUCAACCACCUUUAGCCACAGGACUUUGACAGCCUUCUCCUUGUUGUCCCCAUUUGGGCAACUAGGCGUGUGGACCAAAAUCCGGGCCAUUCAAGCAAGCCUAGUAAUCUACUUGAGUGGUGACACUCCCGGGUGUGGGAAUUGGACAUCCUUGCUUUCAUGUUACCCCCUUUUUUGGCUGGCACUGAAUAGUCAUUUUACAAGAGCUAUGUAUGUGAUUUGUUAUGCUGUAUCAUGCUGGUAGUGGGCUGCUUCCAUUGUGCAGACUCCAUAUUAUCUGUGUAAUACAUGUAAUAAUGUGUUUUAUUUUCAUAUUUCUAUGUUUUCAUAAUCAGUUUUUGAAUAAUAAUCUGUAGUAAAAGCUAA